Molecule: messenger RNA, 935 nt
Organism: Neurospora tetraspora
Lineage: Eukaryota; Fungi; Ascomycota; Sordariomycetes; Sordariales; Sordariaceae
Exons: 2
Coding region: 309-551 (80 amino acids)
Source: RefSeq, a predicted model, not a curated record
AUGCUAUUCCCAACCUGUGUAACUGUUAACCCUAACCCGAUUUGAUCUAUACGUCCUAGCUAAAACAAGAUAUUCCCAUAUUUCCCACCCUUUUUGACGACUUUGGAAGGGGCUCUGCUUCAGAUCUAUAACUGGAACAGAGUUUAGCGUAAUAGGAGAUGGCAAAGCCUCACUCCCUCAUCUCCAACAAGUCCAGCGCAAAACCACCCCUGUCCUUAGCAUAACCGGACUCCUUCCUGUUCCUGACACAACGGCCGCGAAUGCAGAUGCAAGUCGGCACUCCAAUGCGGGGGAACAGGGGUCCUGUCAUGACUGCAGCCAAGAAAGAUGAAAAAUCCGGGGGAGGUAGGGUUGCUCCGACCUGCCUGUCUGCCCAAGGUCCAGGUUCCCCAACUUCACUUUCUAUCCUCGGCAUGGCUUUUUUUUCUUCCACGGCCCCAAGCCCUUUCCCCAAGAUCGAGACGGCCCGAUUUCGAAUGACCUCGGCGGCGGCAGACCACCAUUUGUCACGUCUUGGUGGUAUCGAUUAUCCAAAAGAUAAAAACUCAUAAGACGGUCGGCCGGAUGAGCUGACAUAUGGUGGAGACGCGUGUCGUUGGAUGUGGGCAGCAGCGAUGGCGGAGAGAGAGAGAGAGAGCGAGAGAUCCUAUUCACAAGAGUAAUGUGCUCGUGGUUCGUUUUUGGCCGUUACCCUCCGCCAAGCUUAGGACAAGAGAUGGAGAGAUGCUAGAACAAGUAUUCUCCGAGACGUGAGCCUCCGACUAAAAGAGAUCCGCAACGAUGGAGCAACUAGCGGGCCGUGAUAUACAGCUCUCUCAAUUCUAGACUUGAGGUAUGACAAAGUUAGCUUCACAUAGCACAAAGUGCAUCACAUUGCCAUGUGUGCAGGUGUCAAAAAGGCGGGAAAGGUCACAAGAGAUUUGACUGUGUUCCCG